Messenger RNA from Endocarpon pusillum Z07020, 1056 nucleotides. RefSeq lists its product as uncharacterized. The coding region runs from base 1 to 1056 and encodes 351 amino acids. The transcript is spliced from 3 exons. The record is from RefSeq and is a predicted model, not a curated record. NCBI's taxonomy places the organism in Eukaryota, Fungi, Ascomycota, Eurotiomycetes, Verrucariales, Verrucariaceae.
AUGAAGUUCUUUGUGUCGCCCAGGAGGGUGUUAUCGCAUCAAUCAGUUACACGACUAUCCCACUUAAGAGCUACUCGGCUGUCUUGCGCGCACUCGUGGUCACGCGUCACCUUCAACAACAACCUAGGCUAUCUUAGCUCUUUGCUACAAUGUAAUGCUUCUACCUCAACACUCGGACAGCUUCUCUCACGAUCUUACGCGACGAAACCUGGAAAGCCGAAGGCCCAUACCGGCCGCCCUGCGGCGUCCAAACGAAAACCAGCUGCAGCUCAACGCGAUGCAGCAGCAGGUGUGCCAGAUAAAGCUCCCUCGAAGAAAACAGCUACACGCAAGAAGCCUGCUGCUAAGAAGCCUGCUCGGAAAACUAAGCGGAAGCGCAGCACCAAAUCAAAACCAGAAGGGAAGCGAAAGAGAUUGACGGAUAAACAAAAAGCAGCCAAGGAGAAGAAGGAUGCGGGCAAAAAGAAAAAGGAUCUUCGGAAGAUAGCUUUGCUGGAUCCUCCCAAACGGCUACCCUCAACCGCCUUCAUAGUGUUGUCUACUGAAACGAGUUCCAAGGGGAUGUCCCUCUCACAGCAUUCAAAAGAGGUAUCAGCUCAAUACAAAAACCUUAGCCCGGAAGAGAUGGAGCGUCUGAACCACGUCGCAAAUGAAAACAAAGCCAAGAACGAAGCUGCCUUCAAGAAGUGGUUGGGUGAGCACUCACCAGUCGAGAUCAAGGCAGCCAAUGCCGCUCGCAGCCAAUUAAAGCGGCAAGCGAAGAAGGAAGGCUCAAAGAAAAUAUACCCUCACAUCCAAGAUGAGCGGAUCGUCAAACAGGCCCGAACGUCAUACACAUACUUUUUGAAGGAACGAUUUGCAUCCGGCGACAUGAAGAACAUGAAGAUUGGUGAGGUUGGUGCCCUGAUUGGAAGAGAAUGGAGAGCUCUUUCUGCAGAGGAGAAAAAGCCGUACGAGGACAGAGCCGCCCGGGACAAGGCUCGUUACAUCGAGGAGUAUACCACAGUGUACGGGACAGCCCCACAAUUCCAGAAGCGGGCGAAGGAUACGGCAUAG